CUUAUAAGAACGAAUAAUUUUAUUAAAAGAACCAAAUGGACUCUAUAGACGAAUACAUGCACAAAAACUCUCAAAUUUUAUAUUUCCCGCGAUCAAUACCCACGAAAGAAGUUGAAGCAAGUAUUGGACCGACUAGCAUAUUUUGUCAAUGUUUAAACGAAUGUUCUCUAGUAAACGGUUGUACUUGCGUACAACAAAGCGGCUCCUACUACAGCUAUAAGGCCCUAUUAGACUUAGCAAGUUAUGUACUAAAUGAUAAGCCUACGGCUAGACCUACAUAUGAAUGUAAUGAUCAAUGCUCUUGCUGUGACUUGUUGUGCGGCAACAAACUAAUUCAGUGCGGCCCUCGUAAGAAUUUAACUGUGAAAUUGUGCAGCAAUGAAACAAAAGGAGAAGGUUUGUUUACAGAAAGCGCGAUAGGGUCUGGGAAUUUCAUUUGUGAAUAUGCCGGGGAAAUAAUAUCAGAGUCUGAAGCUUCUGCAAGAUACAAAAUCAAUGCCAAUGCUAAAAAAAUGAAUUACAUAUUUUGUAUCGAUGAAUACUUUGGGGACAAAAAUGUAAAAACGUUUAUUGACCCGAUGUAUUAUGGAAACAUUGGUAGAUAUGUGAAUCACAGUUGUGAACCAAAUUCCACAAUGGUAAUAGCUAGAAUAAACGAAACCGUUCCAAUUUUAAGUUUGUUUGCUAGCAGAGAUAUUGAACCGGGUGAGGAAAUAACCUAUGACUAUGGUAUAACAGAUGUAAGUCAUUUAGAAGAACCCAGCGAAACAGACAGAACAAAAUGUUUGUGUAAUAGUAACAAAUGCCGGAAGUUUUUGCCCUAUGACACUAGACUCAUGUAAAGACCUGUUUCAAUACGCUAAAGAUUCCAAUUUACAUUUAGUAUUAUACCUUACUAAACCAGAAUAGUAUUUCCAAUAUGCAAUAACAAAACACCAAUAAGGUGUUUUCCAUACUGUGAUGAUCUGUAUAAUAUACAUCCCAAAAAUAGAGUAGAAAUCUCAAUUCCGUUUUAAUUUUAGAACUCCAUAUGUCCUGUUUUAUGACUGUUAUUGUUAAAAUAUACAU
Messenger RNA from Cylas formicarius (sweet potato weevil), 1068 nucleotides. Its product is annotated as probable histone-lysine N-methyltransferase set-23. Gene Ontology annotation, molecular function: zinc ion binding; protein binding; histone methyltransferase activity. The transcript has a single exon. Bases 36 to 842 code for a protein of 268 amino acids. Gene Ontology annotation, cellular component: nucleus. Lineage: Eukaryota; Metazoa; Arthropoda; Insecta; Coleoptera; Brentidae. The record is from RefSeq and is a predicted model, not a curated record.